AUGCGCAUCCGCCGCUACGCCGCGCGCCUCCUCGCGUCCUCGGCCGCCGCCUCGCCCCCGCCGCCGCCCGGCGCGGCCGCGGCGGCGCCCUGGCUCCACGCCGCCGCCGACGACUGCGCCUUCUGCGACCUCACGCGCGGCUCCGACCCGCAGGUUGCUCCCGACGGGAUUAAGCACAAGGGCCACACACGCAUUGCUAGUCCGGAGCCGGAAGCCGAGAGCGACAGCGACGACCUAGCUCAGCCGCCGCCUGCCCCACAAGAAUGGACUCCAGCUCAACGAUGCGAGAUAGACCAUGAGCACUCUGCCAGGGAAGAUGCCGCGGGGCUGGAAGCUACAGGGGGAGCUGCCGCGAGCCCUGAAUCGCAGACUGCUCCUGAGGGGAUUAAGCACAAGGGCCACAUUGCCGGUCCGGAGCCGCAAGGCGAGCUCAAGAGCGCCGACCACGCCGGCCUGCCUCCACAGCCUUAUGCGCCGAAAGAAUCGAUUCAAGCUCAACGAUGCGAGAUGGAUUAUGAGCAGUCUGCGAGUGGAGAUGCCGCGGCAUUGGAAGUUACUGGGAGAGCUGCUGCGGAGCCAGAAUAUAUGGAGGAGACUACUCUUGCCAGUGAACUUGUUACUGAGCCGGCGGUCAAGCGAGGAGCUUUUGUUGCUGAUGUAGCUACUGGUGAGCAGGAAGCUGGAGGGACAACUCCUCUUGUUAAUGUCUCUGUCGCCGAUCCGGAGGCUACCGGGGAAGUUUCUCUUGUGAGUGGAUCGAUCGCUGGGCCAGAAGUUGCAAUGGGAGUUCCUUCUGCUGGUGAGGCUGCUGCUGAACGAGAAGUUCCGGAGGGAGUUUCUCUUGCGAGUGGGUCGAUCGCCGUGCCGGAAUUUAUAAUGGGAGCUUCUCUUGCUGGUAAAGCUGUUGCUCAACGAGAAGUUUCGGAGGAAGUUAUAAGGGGAGCUGCUUUUGCUGAUGAAGCUGUUGCCGAGCGAGAAGUUUACGAGGGAGUUUCUCUUGAGAGUGGCUGGAGUCCCCUCGACACCGAAGGCAUUGCAGAACCAGAUUGUAAAACAGGAGCCUCUCCUGUUGAUGAAUCUGCUGCUGAAAUUGAUAAAAUGGAAGCCUCUUCUUCUGUCAAUGAAGCUGCUGCUGAAAUGGAUAAAAUGGAAGCUUCUUCUGUCAAUGAAUCUGCUGCUGAAAUGGAUAAAAUGGAAGCUUCUUCUGUCAAUGAAUCUGCUGCUGAAAUGGGUGUUACACGUCCAGGUUCCUUCGUUAUUGAAGCAGCAACUGAUCCAGGACUUCCAGAAAGAGUUUCUCUUCCCAAUGAAGCUGCUACUGAGCGAGAAGUUUCGGAAGGAGUUUCACCUGCGAGUGAAGCUGCAGCUGAGCCAGCAGAUGUAGUCACUGUGUUGAAAGUUACAACUGGAACUCCUCUCCAUGGCGAAGGCGUUGCAGACACAGAUAUGGGGGCUUCUUCUGUCAGUGAAUCUGCUGCUGAAAUGGAUUUUACACUGUUAGGUUCCCUUGUUACUGAAGCUGCAACUCAUCCAGGACUUCCAGAACUAGAUCCUCUUGCCAAUGAAAAUGCUACUGAUCGAGUACUUACAGCAGGAGUUAUACUUGUGACGGAAACUGCAACUGAGUCACCAGAUGUAGUCACCGCGUCAGGAGUUACAACUGGAUCUCCCAUCGACAACCAAGGCAUUCCGGAGCCAGAUAUUAAAAUGGAAGCCUGUCUUGUCAAUGAAUCAUCUGCUGAAAUGGAUGUUAUACGGUUAGAUUCCCAUGUUAUUGAAGCUGCAGCUGAUCCAGGACACUCAGAAAGAGACUCUCUUGCUAAUAAAACUACCACUGAGCGGGAAGUUUCAGAGGGAGUAUCACUUGUGACUGAAGCUGCAACUGAGCCAGCAGAUGUAGUCACUGCAUUGGAAGUUACAACUGGAGCUCCCCUUGACAAUGCAGGCGCUGCAGUACCAGAAACUAAAAUGGAAGCUUCUCUUGUGAAUGAAUCUGCUACUCAAAUGGACUGUGUACGAUUAGGUUCCCCUACUAUUGAAGGCACAACUCAUCCAAGACUUGCAGAAAGAGUUUCUCUUGUGAGCCAAGUUGUCACUGAGACAGGAAUCGCAGGAGCUGCUAACCUCGACACUGAAGUUUUUGUGGAACCAGAAGCUACAGGUGGACCUUCUCUUGUAAAUGAAUGUACUGAACUGGAAAUUGCGGAGGGGGUUUCUAUUGCUAAGGAAGCUGCUGCAGAACCAGAAGUUACUGGCGAGGCUUAUGUUUGCAGUGAAGAUGCCGACACUGCUUUAAAUAAGACACAGCCUCUUGACUGUGAUUUGGAUUGUGCCACUGUGCAGGUUGAAAAUGUAGGAGUGUCUGUUCGCGACAAAGUGCAGCCCUCUAGAGACGAUGCAGCAGACGAGGUUGUUUCCGUAAGUUCCAUGAGCACUGGUCCUGACAAGAGUCCAACUGCUGAUGAAGUAACACCACACGAUGACACACCCAGUAUUUCAUGUGUAUCAGGUAUAGUAGCUAGAAGCGUUGGUAAAUCAGGGAGGACUGAUAUCAUAUGUUAUGCUAGGCGCAGCGGUAAAAGAAAGCUGGAUAUGGCAGAGAUGAAGACAGAUCAGAUUGAAAUGGGUGAUGGUGACAUUUGUGAUCAAUGUGAGGAAAAGGCAACGUUGGACAGAACUGCUCCUUGCGAGAGUGCGAUGUCAACUGCUGGAUCUGUAGAAAUUAAACUUGCUGACAUAAAGAGAGACCCUGCAGACAAUUCAGCUUCAAGCAGGUGUAAAAGGAGGAAAGGACGAUAUGAAUGUGACAUUGAUUACUGCCGCAUGACAUUCAAGAAAAAAGCCGAACUUUCUGUCCACAAGAAGAACUUUUGCACGGUCAAGUCAUGUGGCAAACAUUUCAGAUGCCACAAGUAUCUGAGACGCCACCAGAGCAGUCACAACGAAGAUACACCUUACAAGUGCCCGUGGGAGGAUUGCAGUAUGGCUUUCAAGUGGACAUGUUCUCUGGCUGAUCAUUUCCAGGUUCAUACAGGGGAAAAGCCCUAUAGAUGCAGGUCACCUGGGUGUAGCAAGAUAUAUAACUAUGUUUCUGACUUCAUCCGGCAUAAGAAGAGGUGCAAACCUCAGAGGUAAAAGCUUAUUCAGUAUUGCAGAGUUAGGAUAGGGGUAAAGCUCGUGCUUGCUAUUGUAGAUGGCUUCAUUAUUUUUGGAAGCUCCUUGGCCCAAUUGUUCCGAGUUCUGACAACUUAUAGCGGGGUUGUUGCUUCUUUAUUGAAGAAAAAAUGUUACAAUCUUUAGUUUAGAAGCUUCUACUGUGCUUUUCUUGAACAUCGCUGUACAUUUCCAAAUGCUGGUUGAUAAGAUCUGCAGUGUUUGUUGACA
Lolium rigidum is the source of this 3384-nucleotide messenger RNA. RefSeq lists its product as uncharacterized. The transcript is spliced from 5 exons. Gene Ontology annotation, biological process: regulation of transcription by RNA polymerase II. Lineage: Eukaryota; Viridiplantae; Streptophyta; Magnoliopsida; Poales; Poaceae. Gene Ontology annotation, molecular function: RNA polymerase II cis-regulatory region sequence-specific DNA binding; DNA-binding transcription factor activity, RNA polymerase II-specific. Bases 1 to 3135 code for a protein of 1044 amino acids. The record is from RefSeq and is a predicted model, not a curated record. Gene Ontology annotation, cellular component: nucleus.